This is a messenger RNA of Candida albicans SC5314, 1029 nucleotides long. RefSeq lists its product as uncharacterized. Gene Ontology annotation, molecular function: peroxiredoxin activity. The transcript has a single exon. Lineage: Eukaryota; Fungi; Ascomycota; Pichiomycetes; Serinales; Debaryomycetaceae. The record is from RefSeq and is a predicted model, not a curated record. The coding region runs from base 1 to 1029 and encodes 342 amino acids.
AUGACAUUAUUAACUGCGGAAAGAUUGGUUAGAUUGGCUUACAAAUAUCCAAGUUUAUCUAACACCUGGUACUUAAUUGCCACUGCUUGUUUAACAGUCAUAAAUCAACCUGAUGAAAUCCCCAAAUUGUAUCAUUUUGCCUUGCGUCAACAGUUAUUACAAGACCCUAAGUCGUCAUCUUCUUCCACCUCGUUAUUAACUGAUAAACAUUUGAUUCAACUAGCCAAAGAUUCAAUUGACUCGGCAAAAAAAUAUCAAGAUUUGACUGCUGUGGGGAUAAAUUUACCUGAUGUUUUAAUUCCCAGCACGUAUUAUCAAGAUUUACCAUUAGAUUUCAAAUUUUCGAAAAAUGAAGAUAUUUUCCAUUUUCAAGAUAAAUUGACCGCUAGAUUCAGAGAAGUGAUUUUGAAAAGUAUUGCAUUAGUUGGAUUACCCAAAGUAAUCAAUUCUUUAAUGGUUUUAAAAACUGUCACUCCUACAAAUUUGAAAGCAGGAAAUAUUCCUGAACGUCCUUGUAUUGUUAAUCCUGGUCAUAUUCCUUCUGCUUCUAUUUUAAGUGAAGAUGUAAAUGGAACAAGAUUUGACGAUACCAAAGAAAACUUGGUAUCAGUAGACACUAUUGAUGGACCAAUAUCUCAAUCCUCCAUCAAUACUAAACAAAUUCAAUCUGAUUUAAUUCGUGGAUCUAAUUUUUGGAAUUCAGUUUAUCGAAACAAAAUUAACACCAGGAUUAAAAACCAAAUGUUUACUGCUUAUCCUGAUUUAUGGUAUUUUGCAUAUCAUCAUGUUUAUUCACCAUUAUUGAGUUUUACCGAUAUUAUCAGUGCUAAAGAAACUUCAAUGUGUGUUGUUGCUUGCUUGAUUCCACAGGAUGUCAAUCCACAAUUAAAAGGACAUUUGAAAGGGGCAUUGAACAAUGGAGGUACCAAGGAAGAAUUAAAUGAUGUUAGAUCAUUAGUGUUUGAUCUUUGUGAUUGGAAAGGAGGGAUUACUUGGAAGGGUGGUAAAGAAGGUGUUGCAAAAUUAUAA